AUGAAGUUCUUUACCGUCGCCAUUACCUUCUUCUUGGCAGCCACCGUGUCUGCGCAGGCGCGCACAGGAGCUAACGGCAAGGCCGAGAUCUUUACGGAGCCGGAUAACUCGCCAGGACUCAACUGCUGCCUGCUCCCGGCCCGGCGCGGCAACAACGACGUUGACAAUUUGUGCGUCAAAGACGACUUCAGAAGCCCGAAUAGGGCGAGGUCGAGGAUCCUUGGCUGGAGCCCGAGGAUCAAGCGGGUCGAUGAGUCUGAGGAGGAGUAG
This is a messenger RNA of Pyricularia grisea, 270 nucleotides long. RefSeq lists its product as uncharacterized. The transcript is spliced from 2 exons. NCBI's taxonomy places the organism in Eukaryota, Fungi, Ascomycota, Sordariomycetes, Magnaporthales, Pyriculariaceae. The coding region runs from base 1 to 270 and encodes 89 amino acids. The record is from RefSeq and is a predicted model, not a curated record.